This is a messenger RNA of Ostreobium quekettii, 3284 nucleotides long. Lineage: Eukaryota; Viridiplantae; Chlorophyta; Ulvophyceae; Bryopsidales; Ostreobiaceae. The record is from the annotation of a GenBank genome assembly.
GACAAGCCCAUUCUGCCCCUUGCCCACAAUCACCGCCAUCUCAGCAGGACCUUCGUAAAAUGAUUUCUGGCCAACUUGCACAGGCCCUCUUGGUUAAUGUGGGGGAGUUGUCGGGCCAGGCCGCUCCCACAGAGUUCCUUGAACCGCAUGAUGUUGCCAAAGCAGUGGAAUCAGAGUUGUACAAGCAGUUCGGUGGCGUUGGCAAGGAGUACAUGCGAAGGUUCCGCAGUCUUCACUUCAACCUCGCAGACUCGAAUAACCCUGACCUUCGGGCACAAGUGCUGAUGGGGAAGAUUGCUCCGGAUGUGUUGGUGCGCAUGGGUCCUAAUGAGCUCACUUCCAGUGAACUCAACAAAUGGCGUUCCCAAAAGGCACAGGAAUGUCUGAAAUCUGCUCUUCUGGAUGGGGAAACGGCAGCAGGAUUUGCAACUGCAGCUGUGAUGAAAUGGAGGCAGCUCGCCAAUGGGCACAGUUCACAGCCAACAAUGCCUGUGUUGGGGAGUGAUCUUCAAGUUGCUCUGCAACAUCAGCACACAGCAUCCAGCAGACCAGAUGUGCACACAAGUGAUCUUGUGGAAGAGAUGCACACUCGCAACUCCUUGCGAUGUGUUCCCAUUGAGGAGAAUUUUACCUCUGAAACAGGGCUGGACAAUUGUCAAGUCAGUGUGCCCCCAAGCCCACCUUUGACGCCCUGGCAUGCUGAAGACGCUAACAUGAAUGAAUCUACGGGCUCGCCUGGGGGUGAAGCCCAUGUGGUUGAUCCUUUCCACCCAGCUGCUAUCCCCUCAGUCAUUGCCCAUCUUCCCAGAAGCCCCUCAGUAACUGCUGGCCCAGAGGACCAGUCAUUGCCAGACUGGGCUAUCGGAGAAUGGGAGGGAAACGACAAGGCAGUGCCCAGCACAACAGCCAAUAGGACAGUGUUUGGAGGCACUGACAACACUGUGGCAGAUUCUUCAGGGGUGGCAGAGGGGCCUGCACUUGCAGACGAAAUGGAGUACUCCCCUACCUUGCCCCGAACUGCAUCCACAUACAGCCCAAACAGGCCCUCCAAUGCUCCGAUUGACAUGCCUUCGGCUAUCGAAGGCCUAGCACCUCUGGUGCAAAUGCCUGCUAAGCUGGGCACGUUGGUGCCAGUUGGUACACACGUCUGGCAAGGCAGGUUCACAGGUCUUGUGGACGUGUCAUUCAAGAUGAAGUGUGAGGCGCUGGCUGGCAUAGCAGAUCUGUCCAAGAUGCUUGCCACAGAGGAGAUGGAGAUCAAGGGGCGCGUGGACUCAGAUAAGGUGGAGACCUUUUUUGAGCAGUUGCGUGGAUCUAAAAACCGGACAGCAACUCUAGGAUUGCUGAAGUUGGCAGAUGACGCAGGUCUCAUGGACCAAGCAUGUGUCAACGAGCUCAUCAAGCACUACUCCAGAAGAGGCCGAUCAGGGGUUAUCGCACCAGGGCCUGACCUUGAGGGAUACUUGGUGGCCAAGAGUGAUUUGGCAGCCAGGCUCCUGCUGACAGCAAGUGCUGUUGUGGACAGUGGGCAAAGAGCCGAAGUACCUGUCAACGUCAGCCCCAGUGGUGAGUUGUUGCUUGUGAUCAUACACAAGAAGAGCUGGAUGCAUCCCAGCAUGAACAGUGUGAUCAGAGGCAAUGAAGGGAUCAAAGGUGUGGAUGGAGUGGCAGAGUCUGUGCCUGUUUCUUCACAGGCGCAGCAGCAGUCUUCGAAUAUCAGAGAAUGGAGCGAUGCUUCCAGAAAUGUGAUUGGAAAAUCUGACACGUCUUUUGCGCAAACUAGCACUCAACAGGUAAGGCAGCCAGUGGAUCCAAGGAGGCCACAACGACAACAAUUACCUGAGGAUUCGAAAUUUGGGCAAAACAAUGGACAACAGCCCAGUUUCUCUGGGCUGAUCCCAGAUGGGAUUGCACUGCAACCGAGUGUCAAGGGAAGCAACAGAGAUCAAGGGCAGUCGUCACAGGAGAGCUGCACAAGGACACAGCUGCCAGAAGGGCUGAACAUGAAAGGCAUUAACGAACUUGCUGCUUUGUUUGGCAUUCCAACAGCAACCUCUGUGCCUCCACCUGCAGUUCCUUCCCAACUGCACUUGAUAGCAAAGCAGAAGCCCAUGGGGCCUGCCAAGACAGCAAAUAUGCCCAUGGCAGGCCCUGCGGGGUGUGUGACGAAAACGCCUCUUCCUCAGCAGGUUGCAUCGGAGGCUGUGGGCCCGGGAAGCACGCACGCUGUCGGUGGCCCUCACCAUAUGGGGGAUGUCCCAGCUGAACUGCACCGCAGAACUGGAGGGCUGAUGGCUCCACCACCAGCAGCAGCCUGUGCACAGUUAUUGGGACCUUCUGGCCUCCAUGGACUGCCGUUGCAGUCUCCAGUGAUAGGGACUGGUCGUCUUGGAGACGGAUUGCAGGGGCUGAACAGCAAUGGAACGCCUGGCCGUGGGUUGGGGUCUGUGCUGUGUGCAACGCCAGGGGCUUCCCCAGGAGAAGGCAAAUUGCAUAUGAAACGGAAGGUCAUGGGGCAGUUGGCCGCUGGUUGGAAGGAUACCCCUGAGGGUGGUAACCUUUCCAUCCCAGCGGCCUCGCAAUCACCGGCAGGAUUGCCAUUGACGCAAUGUGCACCACCGCAGAUUAUGCAGAUGUCGGGUCCCAGGCCGAGCUUUGUGGUUAUCCAAGAUCGGAGCCGUGUGCUGCAGAAGGCUACAACGCCUGCCCGUGCCCUUCCUAUCUCUUCAUAUCCGCCACCCACGCACCUAGAUUCCCAAGGCAGGCAUCCAAGAAUGCAUGGCCUGAACGGAGUUAGGGCCAGCUGGACGCUCCAGUCGAAAGCACCUGCCUUUAUGCACAACAGCCGAGGUCAUCCCAGCGACGGAGACAAGCAACAUGUGGUUGUCAAUUCCAAGGGAGUUUCCAUUGUUGUGAAGCCAAAGAGACCUGGCAGGGCACAGGGACGCGAAGGAUGUAGAAGCUUGCAUGCGGCCAAAGCAAACAGAGAUAUAGAAAGGCACCAUUAUCUGCCAUUGUCAGGGACACCUUCCGUGGGCGCCAGUCCUUUUGGUCGCAUGGGGCCAAUGAAGGGAGCUUUGCCAUCGGGUCCAUAUCAGCGAGUUGUUGAAGCGCAGGUGUUGCCUGCAGGUAACGUGAUUGAGCCCAGUCUGGGAAGUAUCCAAAGACCCACUGUGAACCAGAGCCGAAUCCAGUUGCCAGGGCGUGGCUGUGGCAGAAGAGGCCGAUCCUACGCGAGUGGCAUCAGACAGCAUAGAUCGAAAAGACGGUACCCUUCGACUUGA